Dictyostelium purpureum is the source of this 2038-nucleotide messenger RNA. RefSeq lists its product as uncharacterized. The transcript has a single exon. NCBI's taxonomy places the organism in Eukaryota, Evosea, Eumycetozoa, Dictyosteliales, Dictyosteliaceae. Bases 28 to 1926 code for a protein of 632 amino acids. The record is from RefSeq and is a predicted model, not a curated record.
UUUUUUUUUAUUUUAAUUUUUGGAAAAAUGAGUUUACAAAUGGUAAAUCCUAAUUUUCAAAAUAUUGACUUAAGCCAUUAUAAUAAUAAUACAAGCAAUUCAACUACCACAUCAGCAACAAACUCUUCAUCAAACCAACAAGGAAUGAUAACACAACCACAACAAUAUAAUGGUAUGAUGCUUAACCAACAACAAAUGCAACAUGUUGUGCCACAUCUUCACCAUUUACAGAACAAUCAAUUAAUGAGAAAUGUGCCAGAUUAUAAUAACUCACCGCAUAAUACACCAUCAACAUCGACAAUGUCACCUAACUGUAUCAAUAUAGCAUCAUCGAAUAAAACUACAUCGUCAUCAUCGACAAAUACACCACAAAUUACCCAAGCAUCACCAGCAAACUUAACCAACUCCCCAUCGACUAUUUCAUCGCCAAUUACUAUUUCAAACAACUCAAGUUUAAACUCUCCAUCCACUUCAAGUAGUCCAAGUUUAUUAAAUGGUGCCUCAAGUAAAAGAAUUGUAAUAACACAACAAACCUGCUUAGUUGAAGAGAAAUUUAGUAAAAAUGGUGUCCAAAAGAAUGUACAUGUAGUUGUAAAAAAUAAUCCAUUCCUUCUUACUCUUAGUUUAUUGGAUAAUAGUUUAAAUUUCCAUCAAUUAACCCCAGAGGUUCAAUUGGUUUAUGAUAGUGAAAGCCUCAAAGAAGUUGACUCUGCAACAGUAAAACCAUUAGAAUAUAAAACACGUGCCAACGAAGAAGGGGACCAGUUGACCAUUGAACUUAGAAUUAAAGUACUAUCGAGUCAAUUAGAGGAUAUGUUGUUUAGAGCCAAAGUUAAAAUAGUCGACCCAAGAACUCGUAAAGAAACCCAAGGUUUAUCUGUAAUUACCCACCCAAUAAGAGUUGUUUCUAAACCAGACCAAGUCAAGAAGAAGGCCAAAAAGAGAAAGAGAGCUCCAACCGACUCAUUAAUGGAUACCUUAAAUAGAAUUGAACAUCAACAAAAAGAACAACAAAGAUUAUUAAAGAAACUUUGUUACCAUGAUAAAGAAAAUAAUAUAAUACAACUAAUUCAAGCAAAUAAAAGCAAACCAUGUAAUAAUAGUAACAAUACAGAUAAUAGUAAUAAUAUUGAAAAUAGUAAUAGUAAUAGUACCGAAGAUCUUAUUAAAUUAGAAAAUGGUACCAUUAUUAAAACAGAAAUAGACUCAAAUUCUGAAGAUGCUGGUUCGAAUAAACAAAUCAAUGGCAAAGAUGAAUUCCAAAAUGCAUUUAAAGAAUUUAUUGGUGCAUUUAAACAACUACAAUGUCUUGACCCAGAUGGAGCCGAUGGUGCCUUCAAAAUCAAUACCUGUGCGAAUGAUGCCCAAACAAUGUGCGAAAUAUUAGAAAUGGUUAAAAUAGAAUUAAAGAAAGAUGAAAACUUUAAAGAUAAAUGUGGAGGAAACGGAGGCUGUGAUAAUCCUGACAACCCUUGCUCAUGUAAAUCGUGUCCAUAUAAACAAAAAGUUGAUCAUAUUAAUCAAUCUUAUGAAAAUUACUUUAGUAUGUUUAAUCCAAAUAACAACUCGGUUGUUCCACAAGUAGGCCAAUUAGAAUAUACCACAUAUGACCAAACUCAACAAACUCAGCAAACAUCCCAAUCACCAAACCAAUUACAACAACAACAACAGCAAUUACAACAACAAAUGCAACAACAAUAUAUGCAACAAACAAUGGAUCAACAACAACAACAAUACUACUUACAACAAUAUCAUAUGCAACAACAACAACAAAGAUACCUCAUUCAACAACAACAACAAUAUUUGCAACAACAACAACAACAACAAGUUAAUCAACAACAAAUACCACCACAACAACACAACAACAACAACAACAGCAAAUUGAUUUCCAAAAUGGUAAUUUCAUUGACUUUAAUUCUGGUUUAGGUUUUAUGAAUUUCCCUAAAUAUCUCUGGAUUUGGUGAUAUUGGUUUCUCUGCAGUAUAAUAAUAUAAAUCUAAAAAAAAUAAAUAAAAAACACUUUAUUAAUUUUUUUUAU